AUGAUCUCGUCUUUGGGGGACAAGACAGAACAUGUCUCCAUCUUCUCAUCACAACUACCCAUCUUCAUUUUGCCAAUGCAUCUCUCCCUGGAGGAACUGGACGAGCUUGAAGGCCGGCUGAUAGAUUAUGGUGGGAGAUUGACCUACGACAUUGCUGAAGCUAGCCUCGUUCUGGGGAAAGUUGGGCGCGCGAAGCGUGCAGCGCUAGAACUGCGGACCCGUGGUGUCUGGACAGAGGAGCUCGUACCCAGCUCAGCAUCUAAAUUGACUAGCGGUGGCGCGGAGCCCCCUAUCAAGCGCAGGCGCACAGAUCAGUAUGGUGGGACCAAGGAUGUGCCCAUUGAGAUUAUUGAUCUUAGUACUGAGUCUGAGGGCGAGAAUGGAGCUACGAAUCGACAUGACCCUUCAAAGCACUCAGUUCCAGAGAAAAAGGCAGAGGCAAUUAAAGAUGCAGUCACUGUUCUAAAGCUCGAGUGGCUGGAUACCUGUAUCAAAUCCAGCAAAUGUGUAUCCCAAGACCCAUUCGUUGUCUACCGUGGGCGAAAGAUCCCCUCUCCUCCCACGACAAAGGCAGAAAAUAAGCAAGACUUCCUUCAACAGAAGUCAAAUCAAAUCAUCGAGCGUGCAAAACAAGAUGCUGGUUUACCAACACCACGAACUCCCCCUCCAGAACAUAUCCACGCACAACGCUCAAAAGAACCUCCCGAGGGACCUUCUCAACGCCCGCGACCAACGCUAUAUCGCCAAACGACCUCUGAACACGAAAAAGAGGAAACCAACCCACCCCAACAACCAGACUGGGUCCGGGACCAUGUCUUAUUCGCAUGUCUACGCUCAGCACCCUUAAACCCACCAAACCAAGACUUCAUCUCGCAACUCGUGAAAAUAAGAAAAAUCCGCCAACUCACCCUCGAUGAGAUUGGCGUGCGUGCUUAUAGCACCUCCAUCGCAGCAUUGGCAGCAUACCCACAUCCCAUCCAACGACCGAGCGAGAUCCUCGCUUUACCAGGAUGUAACGCCAAGAUCGCGGAUCUGUUCGCGCAGUUCCAGCAACACGGUGACUGCGACCAUACCGAUGACGACGGGAAUGUCGCCGCUGCCGAUGCACUGGAAACUGACCCCAUGCUCCGUGUUCUGAACUCGUUCUAUCAGAUAUGGGGCGUUGGAGCGAAGACCGCGCGCGAGUUCUACCAGCGCGGAUGGCGCGAUCUCGAUGAUAUCGUCGAGCAUGGGUGGAACACGCUCUCCCGGGUACAGCAGAUUGGAGUGAAAUUCUACGAGGAGUUCCAAGAGGGUAUUCCCCGUUCUGAGAGCGAGGGUAUCGCUUCUGUUAUCCGUGAUCAUGCUGGCCGUGUCCGGCCGGAAGAUGGAGGUGGAGAUAGUAUUGAGUGUGUGAUUGUUGGCGGAUAUCGUCGUGGAAAGGAACUGAGUGGCGAUGUUGAUAUUGUAUUGUCUCAUCGUGAUGAUUCUGUGACUCGUAAUCUGAUUGUUGAUGUUGUUGCGAGUCUCGAGGCGGAACGAUAUAUCACUCAUACGCUGUCCUUGCAUUUGACUUCUUCGCUGCGUGAGCAGCAGACGUUACCUUUUGAUGGUGAUGAUACGAGGAAAUUUGAUACUUUGGAUAAGGCGCUGGUUGUCUGGCAAGAUCCGCAUUUUGACGCGACUACGGGGGAUAAUGGCCAUAAAGGGAAGAAUCCGAAUAUUCAUCGUCGUGUUGAUAUUAUCAUAUCGCCUUGGCGAACGAUUGGUUGUGCGGUACUUGGUUGGUCUGGUGACUUGACUUUUCAGAGAGAUUUACGGCGACAUGCGAAAAAGGCACGCUCGUUCAAGUUUGAUUCGAGUGGUGUACGAGACCAAAACACUGGAAAGCAGGUUGACCUGGAACACGAUGGGCAGACCUGGGAGGAGAGGGAGAAACUUGUGAUGGAGGGAUUGGGGGUAGGUUGGAGACCACCGGAGGAACGGUGCUCAAGAUAG
This is a messenger RNA of Penicillium crustosum, 1977 nucleotides long. RefSeq names its product type-X family DNA polymerase. The record is from RefSeq and is a predicted model, not a curated record. NCBI's taxonomy places the organism in Eukaryota, Fungi, Ascomycota, Eurotiomycetes, Eurotiales, Aspergillaceae. Bases 1 to 1977 code for a protein of 658 amino acids. Gene Ontology annotation, molecular function: DNA binding; DNA-directed DNA polymerase activity. Gene Ontology annotation, cellular component: nucleus. The transcript has a single exon. Gene Ontology annotation, biological process: double-strand break repair via nonhomologous end joining.